CCAGCUGCUCGGUUUCGCCGAGAGCGGAAAACCCGGGUGCAGAGACGGUCCGGACCAGAAGUAAGAAACUUGAAACCUGCCUCCUGAAGGUGAGAUACUGGACCUCGUUGGGUGCCAGCACGGUGUGUGAGACCUGAUUUGAAGCAGAACCAGCGCAGAAACAAUGAUGGCACAGGUUAGAGUUCUUCUGACCAUCCUCAUCGUCGCCUCCAUCGCCGCCUGGAGUUGUGGCGGGAAGGGAGCAGCACUGAUGCCUUCACUGCCUAAAGGGAAUAUUUGGGUGACUCUAGCUCAUGCUUUGAACCAAUCAUCUAUGUGUGUGUCGCUUGCUACGCCUCGCUCUCCUUUUCAGACAUGCUUGGUAGGAGUGCCAUUGCGAAAUGAGACAUUUAAUACGGGCACUAGCGAACGGAACAACGGGACAAGGGGAAACAAGGCUGACACCAACCUAUCCUAAUGAACCACAGGAACUAGAUUUACUGGGUUCUCUUCACGCACUUGCUUGCGUGACCUUUAAUAUAUCCCGUGCUUGGUAYGGGGGACAUUAUGAUGGUCCYAMACUGAAUGUURCGCCUUUGCAAGCUUGGUAUGGUAAUUCAUCUACUUGGUGUAAUAAGAGUGUGSGUGUGGRAUUUUUGAACAACCAGGUGCCGCGACAGCUGCCUCCCGGAGUGUUUCUGUUAUGUGGAGAUCGAGCAUGGGCAGGCCUCCCCUCCGACAUGGUGGGAGGGCCUUGCACCUUUGGGCAACUAACAAUGAUGCUCCCUAAUAUCACACUGGCGCGCAACAUCACGCGAUUGAUGCACCGGCAACGCAGAUCGCUCUCGGGGUUCAAGCCAGAUUGUGCGCGCGACCUGGAAUUUUGGGGUUCUGGUACACGGGUGAUAGCUUCUCUUUUUGCUCCRGUGGGUACAGCACAAGCUUURAGGCAGCUUGAUAAACUGGGCUGCUGGMUUGCUAGGWAUKCUAAUGCCACUUCAGCAGCUAUAGCAGGAUUACUAGCUGAUGUUAACUCUGUACRUCAUGCCACCUUGCAGAAUCGAGCAGCUGUCGAUUUUCUGCUUCUAGCACAUGGGCAUGGAUGUGAGGAUUUUGAAGGUCUGUGUUGCAUGAACUUAUCAGACCAUUSGAAAUCAAUUUUUGCAAACAUACAAGAAUUACAGGAUGGUGUGAAAAUGCUACAAAGGAAUGAUAGCUGGAUUGAUGGGCUGUUUGACAAAUGGGGCUUCUCAGGGUGGCUCAGGGAUAUGUUGAAGAUGGGUGGAGUCAUCUUGCUUGUGAUAUUGUUAAUGUUAUUGUUGGUGCCGUAUUUGUUGUCUUUCCUGCAAAGGGCCCUGCAGAGAACCGUAAACACAGCAUUUUUGGUUCAAAAACAAAAAAGGGGACCUGUGGGGGAACGGGGCCCCACAAACCCUGAUUCUGAAACUCAGGCAAUCAUUGUGUAUGACUGAGGCCUGGGAAAAGAAAAGGAGUGUUAACUGCCCACAUGGAGGAGGAAUGCUGUAUCYUUGAGAAAAGCAGAUUGGAAUGCAGAAUUGAUAACGCAGGUGGCUGAAAAUUAGAAACAUUACUAAUACUGUAGCUUUUGCAAACUCACCAAUUAUGUUCUGAUUACUAAUUAARCAGCUGUCUCUUGACCAAUGUAUGBUUGACACAAAUGUGUACUCUGGUUGCUAAAGUGGAUAAAAGAGGCUUGUCCCACAAUAAAGUCCUUCUUUCUUUCUGU
This is a messenger RNA of Malurus melanocephalus (red-backed fairy wren), 1726 nucleotides long. RefSeq lists its product as uncharacterized. NCBI's taxonomy places the organism in Eukaryota, Metazoa, Chordata, Aves, Passeriformes, Maluridae. The record is from RefSeq and is a predicted model, not a curated record. The coding region runs from base 381 to 1451 and encodes 356 amino acids. The transcript has 2 exons.